Molecule: messenger RNA, 429 nt
Organism: Iphiclides podalirius (scarce swallowtail)
Lineage: Eukaryota; Metazoa; Arthropoda; Insecta; Lepidoptera; Papilionidae
Source: the annotation of a GenBank genome assembly
AUGCAACGCGAUGAGUCAUCGGUGCAUCAGAGCAGCGGCUACGUCAACUGCCAUUGUCUCCUGUCGCCAGUGCGUCAAACGGACGGACAGACGAGACUUUAUAGUUCAGACUACACGCAAAUAGGGUCCUAUCUGCCUCAUGACCCCGUAAGGAAGAAUGUACAGUUCAACCUCGGCGUCGACUCUGAUGGUGUCGAGAAAAAAGUAACAGAAAAAAAAAAACAGAUACAUAUCGAAGCAAUCCUAGCUGGAAAAAAGUGCAAUGUAAUAAGAAAAAAAAUUAAUAGGCCAUUGACCCGUCGUAGCAUCGAAGAGCGAUGGGCGAUCGCGAAAUCCGCUGAAUGCACGCGGCUGCACGCUUACGCGCGCCACCCCGCGCCAUUCGCGUUCUGGCACUCGAGCCGCGCGCACGAAAUGGCAGCGCGCUGU